UUUAAUGCAUUUGGUUCAAAUCCACAGUUGUGAAAAGCAUGGCCUUCUCACAUUUUCUGCUGCAUUUCUUCUUGUGGCGACCUGGUCUCCCAGACAAGACAAUACCCACGAACCAUCCAAUACUGUGACGCCCUUUCACUUUCACCUUCCCGUUUUGCUUCUCUUGUCUCAGGGAGAGAAAAGUACACUGCUUAGUUCAUGAGAGAUAUUUGAGAGUUGUAGUGCUUUUGCAUUCUUGGGAUGUAUCUUUCAAAGAGUUUCAAGCAUGAAGUCGUUGUCAUCCUGUGGUUUUGCUGCUAUUUGCUACAUGCUUCUGGGCAGAAUAACAUCACUAGUUAUGUUGAAGUUGAAGCAUUGAGAGCCAUUAAGAGUAGUUUGAUUGAUCCUAAUGGAAAUUUGAGCAAUUGGCAUCAUGGAGACCCAUGUACAUCAGGGUGGAAAGGAGUUUUGUGCUUCAAUGAAACACAAGAGGAUGGCUAUCUGCAUGUUCAAGAAUUGCAAUUACUGAGUUUGCAACUGUCUGGAACCUUGGCACCAGAUCUUGGCAAAUUAACAUACAUGCAAAGAUUGAACUUUAUGUGGAACAACAUAAGUGGCAGUAUUCCGAAGGAAGUUGGCAAUAUCAAAUCCUUGGAACUUUUGCUCCUGAAUGGAAAUAAUUUAACAGGUCCGCUACCAGAGGAGAUUGGCUAUCUUCCAAACCUGGAUAGAAUACAAAUCGACCAGAACCAUAUAUCAGGACCUAUACCUACGUCAUUUGCAAAUCUGAACAAGACAAAGCAUUUUCACAUGAACAACAACUCACUCAGCGGACAAAUUCCACCGGAGCUUUCCCAGUUACCAAAUCUUGUUCACCUUCUUCUCGACAAUAACAACUUAUCUGGUUUUCUCCCCCCUGAGCUGUACAAGAUGCCAAAGUUACUUAUCAUUCAACUUGAUAACAAUAACUUUGAAGGAAAUAGUAUUCCUGAUACGUAUGGCAACAUGUCAAAGUUGUUGAAGAUGAGCCUUAGGAAUUGCAGUUUGACAGGACCAGUUCCUGACUUAAGCAGGAUACCUCACCUUCUUUAUCUUGACCUCAGUUUCAACCAGUUGAACGAAUCGAUUCCUGCCAAUAAGCUUUCUGAAAAUAUCACAACCAUUGAUUUAUCAAACAACCGCCUAACUGGAAAUAUUCCAUCUUACUUUGAUGAUCUUCCAAGUCUUCAAAAGUUGUCACUUGCAAACAAUUCAUUGAAUGGAAGUGUUUCUUCCUCUAUUUGGACGAAUAAGACUUCAAAUGGAACAGAAAACUUUCUUGUGGAGUUGCAAAAUAAUAACCUUACAGUCAUAUCAGGAACUACUGAUCUUCCUCCAAACGUCACAGUUGUGCUUGAUGGGAAUCCCCUUUGCCCAAACAUAACCCUUGCUAAGUUCUGUGGAUCUGAAGGUGCUACUGUAACAAAUGGCUCAUUCACUACAAACUCCAUUUCAUGUCAACCUCAAGCAUGUCCUCCUCCUUAUGAGUACUCUGUUGAUUGUUUCUGUGCACUUCCAUUGCUUGUUGCCUAUCGGCUGAAAAGUCCUGGAUUUUCCGACUUUAUUCCGUAUUUGGAUGAUUUUGAGACCUACAUGACUACUGGUCUUCAAUUAUCUACUGAUCAGCUAGAAUAUACUUUUUAUUGGCAAGCAGGACCUCGAUUGAGAAUGGACUUGAAAUUUUUUCCUCUAUAUGUUAAUAACACUAGCAAUCAUACUUUCAAUAGAAGUGAGCUCCUACGGAUCACAAGCAUGUUCACAGGAUGGCUAAUUCAAGACAGUGAUCUGUUUGGACCUUAUGAACUGCUUGGCUUCGAUCUUUUGGGUCCUUACAAGGAUGAAAUUGGCAAGGAUUCAAAAUCAGGAAUAAGCACAGGUGCACUGGUUGGCAUAGUUGUAGGGGCAAUUGCCUGUGCAGUGACAUUAUCAGCAAUUGUUACCCUUCUUAUAUUGAGAAUCAAAAUGAGAGGUUAUCAUACUGUUUCCAAGCGGCGUCAGGCAUCUAAGAUAUCUAUAAAAAUUGAUGGUGUAAGGGACUUUACUUAUGGAGAAUUGUCCUCCGCCACAAACAAUUUCAGCACUUCUGCUCAAGUUGGACAAGGUGGCUAUGGGAAGGUUUAUAAAGGGACUCUUUCUGAUGGCACAGUUGUUGCCAUAAAACGCGCACAAGAGGGAUCUCUGCAAGGUGAGAAGGAGUUCCUUACAGAAAUAUCAUUACUAUCAAGGUUACAUCAUCGCAACCUUGUUUCUCUGCUUGGAUACUGUGACGAAGAAGGUGAACAGAUGCUGGUUUAUGAAUUUAUGUCUAAUGGCACAUUGAGGGAUCACCUUUCUGUUACAGCGAAAGAACCCCUGAGUUUUGCCAUGAGAUUGAAGAUUGCACUAGGGGCAGCUAAAGGUCUCGUGUAUCUACACACAGAAGCUGAUCCUCCAAUAUUUCACCGAGAUGUAAAGGCCAGCAACAUUUUGUUAGACUCUAAACUUUCAGCGAAAGUGGCUGAUUUUGGACUUUCUCGUCUUGCCCCAGUUCCAGAUAUGGAAGGAGUUGUGCCUGGUCAUGUAUCUACGGUGGUAAAGGGGACCCCGGGUUACCUUGAUCCAGAGUACUUCUUAACGCACAAGUUGACUGACAAGAGUGAUGUUUAUAGUCUUGGUGUUGUGUUUCUGGAACUUUUGACUGGGAUGCAUCCUAUCUCACAUGGAAAAAAUAUUGUUAGAGAGGUUAAUAUUGCGUACCAAUCAGGUGUAAUAUUUUCAAUUAUUGAUGGACGCAUGGGGUCUUAUCCAUCUGAGCAUGUGGAGAAAUUUUUGACAUUGGCCUUGAAGUGUUGCGAAGAUGAACCAGAGGCACGACCUAGAAUGGCAGAAGUGGUUAGAGAGCUUGAAAACAUAUGGUCUACAAUGCCAGAAUCAGAUACCAAGAAAGCUGAAUUUAUGUCCAGUGAUUCUGGCAAAACAGACAGUCACAGUAUACCAUCUUCAUCCUCUUCUGCUAUGAAGACUCCUUUUGUAUCAGGAGAUGUGUCUGGUAGUGACCUUGUUAGUGGAGUAAUACCAAGCAUCAAGCCAAGAUAGAAACUAUACAAGUUAAAAAUGAUUACCUUCUGCAAUCAUCCUGUGCAUUAAAUAAUGUGGCCAUAUGGUUACUACUUUUCAUUUUCACCCUUUAAAUUUUCUUCUCUGUAUAAUAUGAUAGACUGAUAGAGCUCUAGCUGGUAAAUAACAUCGAUUUUGUACACCAUUAUAUGCUGACUGGUUGUUUGUAUGUAGUGCUAGAUAAGUACUAGGGAGUUGAAUUCUGUUUUGAAGUAGCUUGUUCAAAUCUUUGUAGUGCUCUCUCUUUAUUUCGGGUGAGUUUUGUAUUGAUACUGGAUUAUAAAGAUUUUAUUUUAUACUAUAAAUUGGAACGAUUUAAAAGUUGA
Messenger RNA from Vigna unguiculata (cowpea), 3440 nucleotides. Its product is annotated as putative LRR receptor-like serine/threonine-protein kinase At1g06840. The record is from RefSeq and is a predicted model, not a curated record. Gene Ontology annotation, biological process: protein phosphorylation. NCBI's taxonomy places the organism in Eukaryota, Viridiplantae, Streptophyta, Magnoliopsida, Fabales, Fabaceae. Gene Ontology annotation, molecular function: ATP binding; protein kinase activity; protein binding.